This is a messenger RNA of Daldinia caldariorum, 2954 nucleotides long. RefSeq lists its product as uncharacterized. The transcript has 2 exons. The coding region runs from base 307 to 2838 and encodes 843 amino acids. The record is from RefSeq and is a predicted model, not a curated record. NCBI's taxonomy places the organism in Eukaryota, Fungi, Ascomycota, Sordariomycetes, Xylariales, Hypoxylaceae.
AACUCCACCUCUGGGCCUGUUCGCUUGCUGUCAUCUACCGCUUAGCUCGAAGCUAUAUACGAGUAGUCAGGACCGUCGAGGCAGUCCUGCCGACCUAGACUUCCAAGGACGAAACGACGCUUCCGGCUUUGCAACACAGGGUUGCCCUGGCUUUGAUCGUCGUGCCCCGUUCGUGCUUCCCCUCGAUGAUCUCGGUUGUCGGGUGACUUUUUGCGGAUUCGCGCGGUCUUUAGGGCUAUACCAUUGACCUAAAGCAAACAUCCUACGUCUCCCUAGAUCUGAUUUACCAUCUCAACUGCAUAAAACAUGGCUGAAGUAGACGUUGCUGGACCGAGGAGUCCGACUCUCGAGACGCUCCAAAACCGCCAACGCGAUAUGCGGCGGGCACGACCGCCAGAUAUAACGAUUCUUAAAAGCGAGAACCGAGUUCCGUUACGACCAGAAAGAUUAGACAGGCGCGAGUCUAGGAUUGGCUUAAGGAGCUUAUUCGGCAGGUCGAGGACGGGGAAGGAUGACAAGACGGGAGAAGAACCACUGCCAUCGCCAAAGGAGUCGCCACGGCAUGGUGGGAAACGCUCCUCGCUAGCAGACAUCAGCGUCUGGCACCGGGGAAUUCAUGCAUCUCGCUCAGAAGUUUCUCUUUUACAUUCACCUCUAGCUUCGGUGAAGCCAUCGCCAAGCGAAUCUUUUCACUCGUUAAACUCACGAGGACGACGGGGAAGUAAUGUCGAUAACAAAAGCAAGCUUGGUCAAUCAGUAGGCCCAAUCACGGGCUUCGACCCUCCACCAUUGUUCAAGAUGUAUCCCCAGGCGAUCAAGCAUGCAACACUACCUGCUUGUAUCACUCCAGUAGAAACCCUAGUUCGCCUCAGCGAGUCCAAGGAGAGCUCAUUACAGAGUGGCGCCACCUUCGAUCAACGAGAGGCCGGGCAAAAAGCAGAAGGAGACAAGAAAAAGAAAUCCAAGUUUGCGCCGGAAUGGUCAAGUAAGAUUUACGCGCUCGUUACCUCUGGGUACUUACUUCAAUAUGCGGCAGAAGGCACUUUUAACAGACUACCGGAAAAGAUCCUCCAUCUCACUCGAGACUCGGCUGCCUACGCUAGCGAUCUAAUUCCUGGAAAGCAUUGGGUUGUUCGAGUGACUUCAUCCAUGAGUACCGACGGAAAUCCAUCUUCAGACGCAAAAUCACUCCGGUCCAGACUUGCCCUAAGAGGAGCUGAGAAGCGACAAGUCACUAAUAUGUUGCUCGUUUUCGAGAGUCCCGAGACAAUGGAUGUUUGGCUCGCCAUCUUAAGACGGGAAAUCGAGUCGCUGGGCGGUAAGAAGAAGCUUUCGGAAACAGGAGACCUCGACGCGGAUGACGAUACUACUACGCUGAAGGCUCAGGCUAGCCAGAGAACUCUUGUUGUGCGAGAUCCGACCCGUUUUUCGCGAAUCAUUUCCAAGGACUUUUCGUGGACUUACGAGAAUGCGCUUGUGGAUCCUACUGAAGAAAGCGACGCCAAUAACCCGCCAUUGAAGAGAAUGUCGGAGUCAACUGUCGACGACGACUCGAGCACGGUUUCGUUGGAUGGUCAACGCCUUGACAGUCUCCGAGAUAGUGGGAGCGGCAGUAGUGGUAACCGACUUUCCUCCGUCUCAUCCGGGCAGCGGACGAUUAUUUCAUCAGCGGAGUCUUCGCCGACCAAUUCCCCGAUUCGAGCAAGUUUCUCGAGCCAGGAUGAAUAUCUAUUCCAAAAGAAUCAAACCCCAUUACCACCUACCCCCGAGGUUAGGCCGCGACCCAACGCAGCCGCGAUUGCGAAUCGGAGACAGUCGAUGCAGACUCUCAUCCCCGCAUUCGAUCCUCGCCUGGAUAUGGGUAGUCACCCGUCCUUAACCCUGCCUCCCCUUCCCCCUAAAACAAGUCAUGGUGACAGGCCUCAGUUCGUACCUAACUUUAGCGUACCACACGCAAUGGGUAGACGGUAUUCGGCCGCGAAUCUGUCUGUGAUCACUCCGAGAUCUGAACAGGCGCAAUUAGCCGACCGAGACGGGCCCGUGAAGUUUCGUCCUUUCCGAAGAAGUCCGCCAACAACGCUUCCCAUCUCCCGCCCUCUCUCCAUUGUCCUUGAUCAGCCAACACCAAUAUCACCUGCCCUUCCAACAGACAGGGUACCUGCUUUGCAGGCACCUGACUCGCCGACCAUAUUCGGCUCUUGGGCUAGCAACGCUAUGAGACGACGGUCGCAAGAAAAGGCAAAGUCUCCGAAAAAGAGCCAUCUGGCGAAACAAAUCAUAGAUGAAGCUCAAGCUAUCCCCACAGGGCGUCGUAGUACAGAUGAUGUACGAGUUAGUCGACAAGGUCCGACCAAGACACGUGCAUCAUCUAUCCCUCAGCCGGCCCGUAGCCAGCCAUCAAAGCUCGAAGACGCCCCUGAGGUACCGCGCAGGCCUGCCUCAUCGUUUGAGAUGCGGAGAGUUACAACGGACCUAGUUCCCAAAUAUGUAUCUUACAACCGCACCCCGCCGCUAGGGGAGGACCAUACAAGACAGAACCGCCGCUCCUUGACCUUCCCCAAGCAAACCAAUUUGCCCUCCAUCGAAGAGCCAGCUUAUACGCUAUCCCCGCCCCGCACAUACUCACGAAAGCACUCGAUCUCAUUCCCCAAGACCAUACAGCAGGAAGUGCCGCAAAAGCAAUUUUUGACGAUAGACAUGGGUCCAAAGGGCCUUCUAACCAGGAGGAGCAUGCCUCACCUCUCCGAGGGGCCGCCCCCUGGUCCUCCGCCGACCUGCGCGCUUCCUCCAAUCCCGGGGAAACGGUCGGCCAACACGCCUAGGAGCGUCGACGCAUAAUGUUUGCUCGCUAUUUCAUGACGUAUCCUGAACCUUUAACACACCAAGGACAGGAAUUUUCCUUUUUGUACCUGCUUUUACCCUAUUGCCCCUUCUUGUACGUCAUUGUAUACUCU